Messenger RNA from Penicillium argentinense, 573 nucleotides. RefSeq names its product Bys1 family protein. Bases 1 to 573 code for a protein of 190 amino acids. The record is from RefSeq and is a predicted model, not a curated record. Lineage: Eukaryota; Fungi; Ascomycota; Eurotiomycetes; Eurotiales; Aspergillaceae. The transcript has a single exon.
AUGAGAUUCCCCCUGUUCGUUUCUAUCCUUUCGCUCGCUACGUUGGCUUUCUCUCGUCCUACAGUCCAGGAUGUCAACAACCACAAUGAUCCCAUCCCCUACGGCGCUUUUCCAUCCUCUGCCUCAUCCUCCAUCACCCCAGCCACAACGCCUGGAAACCCCAACUACAACAGCACCCGAAUCGGUCGAGCGAUAGUACUCAAUCGCUGUCCCAAACCAGUUUAUAUCUGGUCGGUCGGCUCGAUCGUUCGGCCCGAGACGACUGUUCUACCCGGAGGUCGCUUCACCGAAACCUUCCGCCGUGACCUCGAGACCGGCGGCAUUGCGCUGAAAAUCAGUACUGUGAAAGGUGGAUUAUACAAAAGUGCGCCACAGACAAUUUUUGCGUAUAACCUCAACGGGAAUAAGGUGUGGUAUGACUUGUCUGAUGUGUUUGGUGACCCGUUCCGGGGACGCUCGGUCUCAUUGCUGCCGUCGAGCCCGCCAAUUUCGUGGAGCAAUGGCAUUCCGCCACAUGGCAGCCAAGUGAGAGUACAGGAUUCGUCGCAGGACUUGACUCUCACAUUGUGUUGA